Messenger RNA from Daucus carota subsp. sativus, 743 nucleotides. RefSeq names its product basic leucine zipper 43. The record is from RefSeq and is a predicted model, not a curated record. Gene Ontology annotation, molecular function: DNA-binding transcription factor activity. The transcript has a single exon. NCBI's taxonomy places the organism in Eukaryota, Viridiplantae, Streptophyta, Magnoliopsida, Apiales, Apiaceae. Gene Ontology annotation, biological process: regulation of DNA-templated transcription. The coding region runs from base 32 to 520 and encodes 162 amino acids.
AUCAGCUUACGAAAUUAGUACUGUAAAAGCCAUGCAGACCAGUGAGAUGGCUGAACUUCAUUAUCUGGUUCCACCUGAUCCAAUUACAGUGCUUCCUUCUCAGUUUUCUUAUUCUCAGAAUAACACACCAACAUUUGAUCAGUUCAGCAGAUUUUCCAACCCUUUGUUAUACGAUCUUCAAAUAAACCCUCAGCUUCAGAAUUUCAAUCCACAACCGACAAGUUUCAGCAGCAACUCAACUUCUGAUGAAGCAGAUGAAAAACAGCUGUGUCUUAUCAAUGAGAGGAAGCAGAGGAGAAUGAUAUCUAACAGAGAGUCUGCCCGCAGAUCAAGAAUGCGCAAGCAGAAGCAGCUGGAUGAACUUUGGUCACAGGUAGUUUGGCUCAGAAAUGAGAACCAACAUCUCAUUGACAAACUAAACAAAUUUUCUGAGCAACAUGAGCAGGCCCUUCAAGAAAAUGCCCAACUUAAAGAUGAGACAUCUCAACUUCGUCAAAUGCUUAGCGAUAUGCAGCUUUAGUAUAUAGUUCCUACCGUACUUUGAGAGACCUGAACUAUAUCCAAAUUAGGCAAUUUACCAUAAGUUCUUUGAACUUGCGAGCCUUCUGAUAGUUUAGUUCCUAUGUAUGUCGAGUCGAGCAGGAUUUCCUUCACUUGAGCUUUAUGACAUCCUAUAGUACUGCAAUAAGACCAAUGUUUUUGUUUGUCAGUGUUAUGUUCUCAAAUAUCUAAGCACAAUUUAU